AUGGCUGAAGCGAACACCUUCGGUACUCUCCAGUUCUCGGAAGGGGUGGACGACUGGGCAUUGGAUGGUGGCACUGAAGCGGCGAAGAUGUACUACCACGCAUUUGAGUCCAGUCGCAACUCGCCUUUAGCGCUCAGCGAAGCCCAGGAACGCCUCAAGGAUCUGCUCGAAGGCCAAUUGCAGGCCCUUGUGCCGGUCAUUAAGCUUCGGCAUCGGCACGUGGCUUUGAGAGAGGUGACCACCAUGAUCGACGGCAUCACCGCCGAGUUGCAGCGCAAGAGCAUGGAGCAUCAUUUUGCUUUCUGGCAGAUCGGCUUCGUGAGCAGCAUGGUUGGCCUCUUGGUAGCCAGUGGCAAUGCAAACGUCGGACGCGACCCGGUCUUGCAGCCAAUCCACCUGCGGUUGCAUGGCGUGAACCAGCUGUACCCGAGAAUAAACAUCAGGCCAGACGAAAUGUUGGCAGACUUCUGGAAAUCUGCCGCACACAAUGACGAGAAAAGCUUGAAGGCCGCUCUCCGUAAGGUCUUGAACAGUCUCCAGAGACCACUGACCGUGCUCAGCAUGUCGGCGGCUCCAUGGAACAAACAUUCCGUCAACCUGUGGGAAAUCCACCAGAACAUCCGGCCGAGGCUGUGGGCGGCAGGAUUCCGUUACAUACCAAUCUGGAUCGAGAACUGCAGGCCAGCCUUCCUAGAGGAGAACAUAGCUUACUAUCGUCCCUCCAUCAUCCAUCUGAGCGGCAAUGAUUCGUCAUCGGGACUCUCCUUUCAAGACGAAUCUGGGAAAACUCAAGUCGUGGACCAGGCUCGUCUCACGGAUAUCCUCCGGGACGCAAAGGUUUCAAUGGGGCUCCGGGCUGUGAUAAUGAAUGCUUGUUACAGCGUCGAGGCGGCGCAGGCCAUCGCCGACGCAGCGGGCUUCUUGAUCGGUACGAAAUUCGGUCUCGACUUUGGCAAUACAAUAGGUUUUACCUCAAACCUCUACCUUGCCUUGGCGCGCGGUUCUUCGGCGAAUGAUGCUUUCAAGGAGGCGAAGGGCCGGACGUCGUAG
This is a messenger RNA of Saxophila tyrrhenica, 1050 nucleotides long. RefSeq lists its product as uncharacterized. Bases 1 to 1050 code for a protein of 349 amino acids. The record is from RefSeq and is a predicted model, not a curated record. Lineage: Eukaryota; Fungi; Ascomycota; Dothideomycetes; Mycosphaerellales; Extremaceae. The transcript has a single exon.